AUGAAUCAUCAUGAAGUACGACAAACUCCUAAAAGAUCAUUAUUAUCAACAAGUCUAGCGAGAGAAAGAAAUUUAAACUCAAAUAAUAAUAAUCAAUAUUCAAACGAUCAACAAUCUUCAUCGACACUUAAUCAUCAUCAUAGUUUUUUCAAUAUACAUGAAUUAAUGGAUGAUGAUAUCAAUAAUAAUAAUGACAAUGAAACAAUACGAGAUCAUCCAGAACCUCAAUUAUUAGCUAGUUCUGUGGGGAAAGAUCUUAAUGGAAAAUUAAUACCUUCUUCAUCUACUAUAUCUUUAUUAUCAUUAGGACAAGAUUCUCAAUAUUCUCAAAAUUUACAACUACAGCAAAAUCAACAAAAUCAAUCAAAUAAUCAACAACAACAACAACAACCACCAAUUCUAAUACGUCAAAAUUCAAAUAAUAGAUCAUAUUUAAAUUUACAAAGAUUACAACAAUAUCAAAGAUCUACAACAUCAUCUCAACAACAACAACAAUAUUCAGAAAAUAUAUCAAAUAUAAAUUCAAAUUCAGAAUAUAUAACUAUACCAAAUUCUCCAAAUUUAGAUCCAACAUCAGUUGGUAAUUCUCCAUCAAGAUUUUGGUUAUCUUCACAAACUCCUCCUUUUAAAAUAAAACCAUUAUAUCAAUAUGUAACUCAUAAACAAACAAAUGAAAAUAACACUAACAAUAACAAUAUCAGUAAGAGUACAAUCAUAGAAAUAAGUGAUUCUCAAGGUGAUAAAUCUCCUCAAUUAAAUCCUGUACAAACUCCAUUGGAAGAUCCACCUAUGACUCCUUUGUUUUUAAAUGGUCAGUAUCAACAACAACAAGUACGAAGUGAUUAUUUUGGAAAUUUACAGGAACAUGUUGAAGAAGAAGAAGAAGAAGAGGAUGAUGAGAUGAGUGAUGAAAUGAAUCAUCAACGAAAUAGAUGA
Messenger RNA from Lodderomyces pseudojiufengensis, 936 nucleotides. RefSeq lists its product as uncharacterized. The transcript has a single exon. Bases 1 to 936 code for a protein of 311 amino acids. The record is from RefSeq and is a predicted model, not a curated record. Lineage: Eukaryota; Fungi; Ascomycota; Pichiomycetes; Serinales; Debaryomycetaceae.